This is a messenger RNA of Leptidea sinapis, 2185 nucleotides long. It is a transcript of the gene Not11, whose product is annotated as CCR4-NOT transcription complex subunit 11. The coding region runs from base 121 to 1533 and encodes 470 amino acids. Gene Ontology annotation, biological process: mRNA catabolic process; negative regulation of translation. Gene Ontology annotation, cellular component: CCR4-NOT complex. NCBI's taxonomy places the organism in Eukaryota, Metazoa, Arthropoda, Insecta, Lepidoptera, Pieridae. The transcript is spliced from 10 exons. The record is from RefSeq and is a predicted model, not a curated record.
UGUUUAAUGUUUUUAAUUAUUUAUGUUGCAUUGUGAGAUAAAUAAAAAUUAUUAAAUGUAUGAGACCAAGAAAGUACUCCAACUAUAUAAUAUUAAUAAGUUAUCAAUAUUAAAUUUAUCAUGUCUCAACAGUUACUAAAUGAGAACAGCAAAUAUAUAUUAGACUUAUUUUCUGAACAAACUGUUGAUACUCAGAGUUUAGAAUCAAUAUGUGCACAAGUGCAGAAGAGAUUUCCUAAAUCGGAGCAUUUUAAUUUGUGUCUUCUUCUCUCGUCAUUGAUUACUGGAGGAGAUGUUUCUCUGCCAGGACAGAGGGUGGUUGCAUUAGCACUCAUUUAUGAUAUGUUUAAAACUGACAAUCCGUUUAUAUCUUUGUUCUUGAACUUAUUGGAAGGCAAAAAAGGCCUGCUACCUUUGACUCCCCAAGAGAGACAAUUUAUUGGACAAACAUUCGGGUUUAUACAAGCAAACAUCAAAGAUAUAAUGAAGAAAUCGGCAAAACAGGUGAUGCUCACAGAGGUGCCUAGCAAGGAGUUAGAAUUUGACUACAGUUCACUGCAGUCAUUAGUAUCUGAGCAGACCUCAGAGAUGAGUGCCAUAGCAAAGGUGACAGUGUCAGCUCUGGUGCCUAUCGGUGAUGGAAGUCCACCAAACCGGUUAGCUAUGAAGGAGCUCCUAGAGGCCCUCAUGUCGAACGAUUACCAACCAUUGCACAAGACGAUUCGGCCAACGGGACCCAUAACGCCUCCACCUUUCAUGCUCGACCCCUAUGAUGUCGCCUUUGCUAACGACGGUGUAUGGAGAAAUCUACCAAAUCGAGGUAAAUACUUGCCAAUGUAUGAUAGUGACUUUGAAGGCUUGAUCGGCUUAAGACCUGUUGAAAAGCUGGAGAAGAAGUUGACCCAAUCACCCAAACCCAAGGAAGAGAAGAAAGAGAGACAGGAGGAGAAACCUGAAAAAGAUGGAGCAAGUAUAGCAAUAGAAGCCCGCGAACUAACACAACUGGCUCUAAAGUCUGCUUUGAAUGUUCCUCAUCAACAGCGACUCCUGGCUGUACUGGACCAGAACCCCGACCUCGUGUAUGAGAUCGGCCUGACGCCCUACCAGUUGCCAGAAUUAGUGGAGAAUAACCCGAUGAUAGCAAUAUCUGUGCUGCUGAAGUUGAUUCACUCGCAGCAAAUCACGGAGUACUUCUCCGUGCUCGUCAACAUGGAGAUGUCGCUGCACUCAAUGGAGGUUGUUAACAGGCUAACAACCUCUGUGGAUUUGCCGGUUGAAUUUGUGCAUCUGUACAUCAGUAAUUGUAUAUCAACGUGCGAGACCAUCCGCGACCGAUACAUGCAGAACCGGCUCGUUCGGCUCGUGUGCGUCUUCCUACAGUCGCUCAUCAGGAACAAGAUCAUCAACGUGAAGGAAUUGUUCAUAGAAGUGGAAGCAUUCUGUGUGGAAUUCAGUCGUAUCAGAGAAGCAGCCGCCCUCUUCCGACUACUAAAGCAACUAGACUCAGGAGACGCACAGAAGGAAAAGGAAUAAUAUUGUAUAUAGCCAGUAAAUAUUAUAAGUUAUAGAAACAAAAGAUUUAAAUUAAUCUUAAAAUGGGACAAACUGUACUCAAAUGGAGUAUUGUAAAGUACUGGUUGAUGUAUGAAUAAUGUAUGUACUAUCCGAAUUCUAUCUUGUACUGUUUUAUAACGACUUAUGAAUAGACUAAAGUAAGCCACCUUGGUAUGUUCGUCAGCUUACUUUUACCCACUAUAAUAGUACUUUAUAUUACAUCUACAAGGAAAAAAAAAGAAGUCAUUAUAAUUUGACGAAUAAAUAAGGAAUAUCAUUUUUACAAAGUCUGGAAUAAGCUAAAGGCCGAAAACGGUCAUGUGAUUCCUCUGGUGUUGCAAGAGAAUGUGGGCGGUGGUGAUCACUUAACACCCGUGACCCGUACCUUCGUUUGCCCUCCUUUUCCAUAAAAAAAACUAGUUUUUUUGACAUGAUUUUUAUAAUGUUUGAAUGUAAAUAUUUCAACAAAAUAUUCAAUAACAUUUUUUUUUAUCAAACUAAUAAAGAACGCGUUAGAAAUGUAUUAGAAGAUUUAGUUACAAAUUUUCCAGUAGAUAUAUGUAGCAUUUUCGGCCCAGUUGUCAUAUCCAUUAGUAAAAAGGCACUUUCCAUGAAGAUGUAGUAUAAAAUU